AUGGCGAUCAGUGUAGCUAUGCUUUGGUUACUCGGUACUGCAGUCACCCCGGCCGAGGGCUCCAAGAACCACCACUACGAUUUCGUUAUAAAACAGACUAACUACACAAGGCUGUGUCACGAGAAAACCGUGCUCACCGUGAACGGACAGUUCCCCGGUCCGACCAUCUACGCGCGCAAGGGCGACAUCGUCGUCGUCAACGUCAUCAACCAAGGCAACAAAAACAUCACCAUCCACUGGCAUGGUGUGGACCAGCCAAGGAACCCGUGGUCCGACGGGCCGGAGUACAUAACGCAGUGUCCCAUCCAGCCCGGCGGCAACCUCACCUACACGGUCAUCUUGUCCGAAGAAGAGGGCACGCUCUGGUGGCACGCGCACAGCGACUUUGACCGCACCACCGUCCAUGGCGCCAUCGUCAUCCACCCCAAGAAGGGUACCACCUUCCCGUUCAAGAAGCCACACAAGGAGAUACCCGUCAUCCUCGGUGAGUGGUGGAACGUUGAUGUGAACCGUCUGCUCCAGGAGGCCAAACGGACUGGUGGCGAGGUCAAUAUUUCUGAUGCGAACACCAUCAACGGCCAGCCGGGAGACCUGUUCCCGUGCUCCAAGAACGGCACCUUCAAGCUACACGUGGAGAGUGGCAAGACGUACCUGCUCCGGAUCAUCAACGCGGCAUUGGCCAACGAGCUCUUCUUCGGUGUCGCAGGGCACCGUCUCACAGUGGUUGGCACAGACGCGCGCUACACCAAGGCGUUAACCGUCGACUAUAUCAUGAUCUCGCCGGGCCAGACCGUGGACGCGCUCCUGGAGGCCGACCGCGCCACGAACGAUUCGUCCAAUUGCCGGUACUACAUGGCGGCACGGACGUUCGCGUCGAACACCGGCAUCGACUUCAAUAACAGCACCGCCACGGCCAUCAUGGAGUACACGGACGCGCCGUGUGCCGCUCGCGCGGGCACGCCGGACUUCCCCAACCUUCCAGCCGUCAACGACACCGACGCGGCGACCACAUACACAGAGCAGCUCCGGUCAUUGGCCAACAAGGACCACCCCGCAGACGUGCCAGCCCAUGUCGAUGAGCACAUGCUCAUUACCAUCGCCGUCAACGCCGUGCGCGGGCAACAUGACGUGCGAUGGCCCCCUUGGCAAUGGCAGCCGCUUCGCCGCUAG
Messenger RNA from Triticum turgidum subsp. durum (durum wheat), 1170 nucleotides. NCBI's taxonomy places the organism in Eukaryota, Viridiplantae, Streptophyta, Magnoliopsida, Poales, Poaceae. The record is from the annotation of a GenBank genome assembly.